Molecule: messenger RNA, 1132 nt
Organism: Amphimedon queenslandica
Lineage: Eukaryota; Metazoa; Porifera; Demospongiae; Haplosclerida; Niphatidae
Product: CUB and sushi domain-containing protein 3-like
Exons: 6
Cellular component (GO): membrane
Molecular function (GO): G protein-coupled receptor activity
Source: RefSeq, a predicted model, not a curated record
UCUAAGAGUACAAGAGAAAGAGCAGUAUGAAGCACAUAACAGCAGUACUGUUGCUCAUUACUUCAUCAACAUCACUUGUGUCCUCUCUUGGUUACACUUUCUAUAGUCUCUGUCCUCACCUAGAGUCUCCUGGUAAUGGUCGUGUUUCAACCACUGGCCAUACUUUUGGUAGUCUAGCCGUGUACCGAUGCUACCGUGGAUUUAUACUUGAACCAGCUGAGUUCAGUACCAGGAGGUGUCUACAGGGAGGAGUAUGGUCAGGACUACCGCCAAGAUGCCGUUCACCAGUUACUUGUUCAAGUUUAUUAGCUCCAGCAAAUGGUAAUGUUGAUAUCAGUAGGAGAACUCCAGGUGGUGUGGCAACAUACUCAUGUAAUGAAGGAUUUACACUCCAGCCCUCAACAUCAAGAACAAGGGCAUGCCAGAGAAAUGGAAGGUGGAGUGGAGUUGGCCCAAUAUGCAGAGCAAAUAGAACUAAUUGUGGUGAUCCUGGGACACCAGUUAAUGGGAGGAGAGUAUUAGGAACCACACUAGAGGGUGACACUGUUAGAUACUUCUGUAGACAAGGCUUUGAGUUAGUAGGAAAUCGAGAAAGAGUGUGUCAAAGCAAUGGGCAAUGGUCUGGCCAGUUACCUCUCUGCAGUAGACUGAUUGACUGUGGUGGUUUACUAAACCCUCUCAAUGGGAGAGUAUUGCUAACUGGUACUGAUGCCGGCUCAAGAGCAACUUAUUCAUGCAAUGAAGGGUUUGUACUACAAGGACCACAAAGACGAGUGUGUCAAGCUAAUGGUCAAUGGUCUGGUCGGGAUCCAACUUGCAAUCCAAGAGGAAAUAGCUGUGGGCAAUUGCCUAAUCCAAGAAAUGGCCGUGUAACACUAACAGGUACAACUGCAGGAUCACUAGCAGUAUAUACUUGUAGGAGAGGCUUUAGACUAGUAGGCAAUGUACAAAGAUCUUGCCAAAAUAAUGGACAGUGGUCCGGGAGUGAGCCAAUAUGCAGAAGAAUUUCCCCGCCACUACCACCUGGAACCUCCUGCCCAAAUCCUCUCAGUCCAGCAAAUGGUCAAGUACAAUUAGUAAUAACUAACAAUAGGAUCACAGCUACAUACAGUUGUAAUCCUGGCUUCCGUUA